Molecule: messenger RNA, 1872 nt
Organism: Naumovozyma dairenensis CBS 421
Lineage: Eukaryota; Fungi; Ascomycota; Saccharomycetes; Saccharomycetales; Saccharomycetaceae
Gene: SNU71
Product: Snu71p
Exons: 1
Coding region: 1-1872 (623 amino acids)
Biological process (GO): mRNA processing
Source: RefSeq, a predicted model, not a curated record
AUGAGUGAGAUAAUAUACGUGUCACCUCAACUGUAUUUAAUUUCUCAAAAGGAUUGGAAAAGUGAAGCUUCAAAGAAAGGUUUCAUACCAAUUUUGAAAAAUGAUCUAGCAAGUUUUCAAAAUAAUCUAAAUUCAAUUAAAAAUGGUAUUCUGCUGACAACUUCAACUAAAAAUGAUAGAUCAAAUCAUAACACGAAUGGAAUUACCUCCAAUGUCAUAGGAGGUAAAGAAACUGGUCAACUUUCAGAUAAUAACUCCACUCCUUCGUUAUAUCAACCAUUGAAACAAUUUUUACCAAUAUCUUUGAAACAACAAUUAUUCACCAUAUCUUUAAAAGGUAUCCCAUCAACAUUGUUGCCUAAAAAUAUCGAACGAUUCUUGAAAGACCUGGUUUUAUUGGCAGGAGGUAAAGAAUUCGUAUUAGAAUGUUGGAGUAAUGUUUUAUUUCCUGGUUUAGAUGCGCAAGAUCUUUUCAUAAGAUUUAAUAAAGAACAAGAAGAUAAUUUUGUUAAAGUUAUACAAUGCUGGAAAGGUUUAUUGAAAGCAUCGCAAGAUGAUACAGAGGAGAGGCUGGAUGUCCAGUUACACUAUGAUUCAAAUACUAGCAAAUUUAUCAAAGAUCAUGCAGUGAAAUUAGAAUCAGAUGCAGAGCUGCUGAAGCUUUGUGAUAAAUUCAAAGAGUUGCUAUCAUGGUUAAAGGAAAAAUCGAUAUCAGACAAGAAAAUCCUGAAUGAAAAUGACUUAGAAAAUUAUGAUAGUGAAUCAGCGCUACAAUAUAAAAUCGAUAUGAAUACACUGGGUGAUUUACCUAGAAGUUCCUUAGACCAAUUGUGUAAAGAUAUUAUUGAGUUCAGAACCAAAGUUGUAAGGAAUGAAAAUGAAAAAAGGGUUAAAGAAUCGCUUGAAGAAUCUAGAAGAAGGAAGCAACAGAUGUUAAAAACUUUUGCUCAAAUUAAAAGAACUAAAGAUAAGAACCCCACAAGUUUGGAAAAUCAAUCUAUGAACGAAGAAGACGAAGCUGAAGAUGAUGUGGACCUGAACACAAAUGAAGGUGACAAAACUUUGGAUUUAACACUAGAAAAUCAACGUUUGCAAUCACUGAAGGAAGAAGCUGAUGAUAGAUAUAGAAAACUACUGAAUGAUUUGAAUUCUAUAAUUGGACCUAGAUUAGAAAUUUUGAAAAGUAAAAUUGACUCCUCCAAGAGUUAUGAAGAGGAGUUAUUACAACAGAAAUCUAUAAACCUGAAAACUUUAAUCCAUAAUUCGGAAGAUUCUUACUACGACCAUCGUCGGUCUUUUAAGGAAAAAGAAGAGUAUGAUGAUAGUAUAAACAGAGAGAAAUAUGGUACUGAAGUCCCAGUUCCAGUCUCUGUCAGUAAGUCUAUUCGUGUCAAACAUGAUAUAUCUUCUUCCCAGCCAAGCGCCGCAACUGGAUCCAUAUCUGGUGAACAAGAAGGUAAACCGGAAGAAACUGUCGAUGAAGUCAAUAUUAAAUUUUCCUUUAAGAAAGCUAUUGAUAAGCAUGUUGAGGCUUCCAGUGAGGAUGAGUCUGCUCAUGAAGUAGAGAAAGAAGCCCAACAAUCUCUCGAAUCUAACCGUCUCGAAGAAGGUGUUCCAGCAGAACAAGUGUUGACUUUUACUGACGACGAACUUGAUGAAAGAUUAGCCAAGUUGAAAGAAUCUCGUGCCGUUGACGAAUUGGUUAAGGAAUAUCUUGGCGUUUACGAGGAUGAUUUGGUUGAGUACAUAUUCGAAAAUAUAAAGGAACAUAAAAGCAAAGCUAUGUUAGUAGAAGAUUUAAAGGAAACCUUCGAUGAAGAUAGUGUUGCCAUGGUUGACGUGAUAUGGAGCAGAAAAGAAUUAAGCAGUUAA